Messenger RNA from Amphimedon queenslandica, 872 nucleotides. RefSeq names its product streptavidin-V2-like. The record is from RefSeq and is a predicted model, not a curated record. Lineage: Eukaryota; Metazoa; Porifera; Demospongiae; Haplosclerida; Niphatidae. The coding region runs from base 103 to 732 and encodes 209 amino acids. Gene Ontology annotation, molecular function: biotin binding. The transcript is spliced from 4 exons.
GGUGCACCAUGGGGCCCUAGCUACAAUCCAGCGUUCUCCCUCGGUGUUACAUUCAAUCCGCUCUUUAAAUAGCUAGCUAAAGCUGUUGCCUUUAUUACCACAAUGACUGCUCUGAAUCUGAAAAAAAGUUUUGAAGAAGCAGACAAGGAAAAGGCUGGAUUCAUUAAAUACAAUGGUCUCCAGGCAGUACUAAAUAGCUUGGAUGCAUUUGGUGCUUGUACAGCAAGAAAAGUUAUAGCUCUCAUUGGCAAAACAGGAAAAAUUUCACUUGAUGAAUUGCAACACAUUUGUGAAUCCAAGCCAGGAACUUUUGUACUUCCCUCACCUAAAAUUGAUUCUAAAUUGCAAACCUCUACAGUUCCUACAUCUCUUGCUGGGGUAUGGACCAAUGAGCUGGGCUCAAAAAUGUUCAUAUCUGCAUCAAGUUAUGCAGAAGGGCAAAUUAAUGGCUUGUACUGUAGCAAAGUUGGAGAUGCAUAUGACUAUUAUGAUUUGAAUGGCUUGUAUGACACAGAUGGUGAUGAAACUAGUGGCACUUUGGGCUGGACAGUUCAGUGGAAUAAUGGGCCAAAUGGCAAUUCUCAAUCCAAUACAGCCUGGUCUGGACAGCGAUAUGAAAUAUCAGGAAAAUUGUAUAUCUACACUACUUGGCUUUUGGUUUCACAGGAAACAUUGGAGAAUAAUUGGGAGUCCACUCUCACUGGAAAGGACAAGUUUUGCAAAGAUGAUUGAAACAACUUGAAAAGCAGUAACAAAAUGAGUUGCAAGACAACUGUAAAUGAAUUUAAUUCAUACUAGAGUAUCUGUUUUCAUGUAAUAAAAUGAAUUUUUUUGUGUUAAUGAAUUCCACAUAUAGGCUUCGCUAAAAAUAA